Kickxella alabastrina is the source of this 303-nucleotide messenger RNA. RefSeq lists its product as uncharacterized. The record is from RefSeq and is a predicted model, not a curated record. The transcript has a single exon. Lineage: Eukaryota; Fungi; Kickxellomycota; Kickxellomycetes; Kickxellales; Kickxellaceae. The coding region runs from base 1 to 303 and encodes 100 amino acids.
AUGAGCGAUAGCAUCUCACAGGUCACAGAGACAGUAGCCAGCGUCAUGGCCAGCGCGACAGCGGGUUUUGUCGACAUCUUCGACAACCUUGGAAUCAUCAAGACCGAGUUUGACGACCGUGCAAACUCAGAGAUGUCCCCAGCCGACAUGUUCUUCUUGACAAUGUCGCUUUUCCUCGUGGGCGGGUGCGUGUCGAUUGUCGGUGGGUAUUAUCUCAACAGAGCGCUGCGUAGCAAGAGCGCCGCUGAGACUGUGAAGGCUGCCGAGAAGAAGGCUGCGACCGAAGUGAAGAAGGACAAUUGA